Messenger RNA from Vitis vinifera (wine grape), 979 nucleotides. Its product is annotated as WUSCHEL-related homeobox 2. Gene Ontology annotation, biological process: plant organ development. The record is from RefSeq and is a predicted model, not a curated record. Gene Ontology annotation, molecular function: DNA binding; DNA-binding transcription factor activity. Bases 157 to 867 code for a protein of 236 amino acids. The transcript is spliced from 2 exons. NCBI's taxonomy places the organism in Eukaryota, Viridiplantae, Streptophyta, Magnoliopsida, Vitales, Vitaceae.
UGUUCAGCACCAAAAACAAUACGCAUGUCAAGUUCUUUGACUCUCUCUCCUUCUCUAUAUAAUGUAGUACAAAAGCCAUGCAAAAAAGAAAAGCCAAUAAAAAUCAAUCUCAGACUGUGGAAUCAGAGGAGUUUGUAGCUUACUUGGUCGGAGAAAAUGGAGGGUGACAACGUCGGCGGGGGGGCUCCGGCUAGCUCCAGGUGGAAUCCCACGAAGGAGCAGAUCAGCAUGCUUGAGAGCUUGUACAUGCAAGGGAUAAGGACGCCGAGCGCAGAGCAGAUACAGCAGAUAACUGGCAGGCUUAAGGCCUACGGUCAUAUCGAAGGGAAGAACGUGUUUUACUGGUUUCAGAACCACAAGGCUAGGCAAAGGCAGAAGCAGAAGCAGGAGAAUAUGGCUUAUGUGAACCGCUAUCUUCACAAGACUUCCCCUUUGUUCCCUCCUCCAUGCCCAAAUGUUGUUUGCGGCCCAUACUACGUACCACAGAGCGACCUAGGGUUUUACCCCCAGUACCCCAAGGUGCUUUUGCCUGGUGGCAUAAGGAGGAGGCCGAGGACAGAGAGAGCUGAGAAGACGAAAACACAUGGUGGUGGUGGUGCAGGAUACGAAAUGAUGAUGCAGGCAGGCGAUAAUAACGAGGGGUUGAUUCACAGCUCUAGCAUUGACUGUAAUCAAGAGACGUUGGCUCUGUUCCCACUUCACCCAACUGGCGACUUACAGCGCUCUUCUCAUGCUGAAACCUCUGCUGAGAAUUCCACUACUCUUUCUACCUCCUCUGAGACAGCCACCACCCCAGGGAUCGAAGAUGGGUCUUGUGAUCAACCCUUCUUUGAUUUCUUUUCUGCCCCUUCUAGUGAGACUAUUUAAGGGUUUGUUUCUUCUUUUGGUAAGGAACAUAAUGGGUAUGAGCUGGGCCUUUUGAGCACUCUGUUUUUGGUGUACAUCUUUUUGAUAAUAUAUAAAUUUGGCGCUUCUCUUC